Molecule: messenger RNA, 1910 nt
Organism: Cuscuta campestris
Lineage: Eukaryota; Viridiplantae; Streptophyta; Magnoliopsida; Solanales; Convolvulaceae
Source: the annotation of a GenBank genome assembly
CCCAAUUCUUCUUCUCACUUACCCCAUCAUCAUCAUCAUCAUCAUCAUCAUCUCAAUCCCACUCCUGCUCUUCUUCGCUUCUCCGUCUGCAUCUCUCCCACCCCUUUCUCUCCAUAUUUUUAAAUUAUUCUCUUUCUCUCGAUUGAUUGAUUGGUUUAUUAGGGGGUUUCUCUGGGUUUGUGAACUGCAGGGCUGGAAAUCGCUGGCCGGGUUCUCUCGGGUCGGGGCGAGGAGAAUGGCGACCAAAGUGGACAGCAUUCAGCAUGACCCGGCGUGUAUUUCCUACCUGAGGCAGAGAGAAGCUGCGGAAAUCGAUGAAUUGCUCAUGGGUCCUCUUGGGUUCAGCGUUGAUCAGCUCAUGGAAUUGGCUGGCCUUAGUGUUGCCACUGCAGUAGCAGAGGUCUAUAAACCUAGCGAAUACAGUAAAGUCCUUGCUAUUUGUGGUCCAGGAAAUAACGGUGGUGAUGGUCUUGUAGCGGCCCGCCAUCUUCACCACUUUGGUUAUAAACCUGUUAUCUGUUACCCAAAGCGCACUGCUAAACCUCUCUAUAGUGGUUUGGUGACUCAGCUUGAAUCACUGUCAAUUCCUUUCUUGUCUGUGGAAGAUCUUCCAAUGGACUUAUCAGAAAACUUUGAUAUCCUUGUUGAUGCCAUGUUUGGAUUCUCAUUCCAUGGUACACCAAGACCGCCUUUUGACGAUUUAAUUAGGAGACUUGCAGCAUUACAGAGUAAUGAGUUAAGACAAAAUAAGUCACCAGCUAUUGUCUCUGUUGAUAUUCCAUCUGGAUGGCAUGUUGAAGAAGGAGAUUUGAGCAGUGAAGGCAUCAAACCUGACAUGCUUGUUUCUUUAACUGCCCCUAAACUGUGCGCCAAACGGUAUUGUGGGCCGCACCAUUUCCUAGGGGGGAGAUUUGUUCCAUCGUCUAUUAUUGACAAAUAUAAGCUCCAAUUGCCCUCAUACCCCGGAGCAUCAAUGUGCGUUCGCAUUGGAAAGCCACCAAGAGUUGACAUAUCAUCGUUAAGAGAAAAUUACAUCUCCCCGGAGCUUCUUGAGGAGCAGGUUGAGUCAGAUCCCUUUGUUCAGUUCGAAAAGUGGUUUGAUGAUGCAUUAGCAGCUGGAUUGAAGGAACCCAAUGCUAUGGCCUUGUCCACAGCUGGAAAUGAUGGGAAACCUUCUUCGAGAAUCGUUUUGCUAAAGGGAGUUGGCAAAGAUGGCUUUGUUUGGUUCACCAAUUACGGAAGCCGUAAAGCUCAGGAAAUAUCUGUAAAUCCUCAGGCUGCACUCCUUUUUUAUUGGGAUGAUUUAAACCGCCAGGUAAGAAUAGAAGGAUCUGUACAGAAAGUAUCUGAUGAGGAAUCUGAGGAGUACUUCCAUAGCCGUCCACGUGGAAGCCAGAUUGGAGCCAUAGCAAGCAAGCAGAGCACAGUGAUCCCGGGACGCCAAGUUCUCCACUCCGAAUACAAAGAGUUGGAAGUGAAGUACUCUGACAGGAGUCUGAUUAUUCCAAAGCCAACAAACUGGGGAGGAUACAGGCUAAAACCAGAAUCGUUUGAAUUCUGGCAAGGCCAACAAUCUCGCUUGCACGAUAGGUUACGCUAUUCUUCGAAGGAGAUUGAUGGUGGAAAAAGAGUAUGGAAAAUUGAGCGAUUGGCUCCAUGACUAACAAUGGCUUCUCUGUAAUGAUCAUCAGAUCUUACCACCUUUCAAGUGUCAAAUGAACUAUUCAUUCGUCUUGCGAGAUGGCGGAAAGUGGUGCGCGGGUCCCACUCCCGACAGCAUCGACAAAAACUACAGCUCAAUUUAUCUUCUCUCAACCUAAUUCUAGGGUGGAUGGUCUUGAGGGAUCCUAAGGAUGGAAAUCAUCAUUAGUUCCUUCUAAGAAUUCAAUUCUCUGAAUGGGUUACAAAAC